AUGGAGCCACUACUAGGAGCGAAAAUUAGCUCCCUAUUUGCCCUGCUGAUUAUCACCCUGAUCUGUGGCCUUAUUCCCAUCUGGUUCAAAUGGUCCCAGAUUGAGGCAACCAGAGGUAUAGCCCUUCGGCAUCUUUCCCCCCAUAACCUAACCUCCUGCGCUGCAUUUUCUGCCGGUGUUUUCCUGGGAGCAGGGUUCAUGCACAUGACUGCCGAGGCCCUGAAGGGAACUGAAUCGGAGGGCCACAAGCUCCCAUUGCGGAACAAGACAGAGAGUGAGGGUGCUGCUAAUUCAGCUGAUAUGGACUAUCCCUAUGGAGAACUCAUCAUCUCCCUGGGCUUCUUCCUCAUCUUCCUCUUGGAGUCGCUGGCAUUGCAGUGCUGUCCUGGAGCCAGUGGAGGAUCAAAAGUGCACGAGGAGGAAGUGGGAGCAGCUCAUGUCCUUGGACUCCACAGCCAUGGAUCUCGACCCUUACCCUCUCGGAGUCCCUUUCGAGUCCUCGUCCUCUUGCUCUCACUCUCCUUCCACUCGGUGUUUGAAGGGAUGGCUGUGGGGCUGCAGACCACAGUAGUAGCUACUGUGCAGCUGUGUCUUGCUGUCCUGGCUCACAAGGGGCUCGUAGUGUUUGGCAUAGGACUUCGGCUGGUGCAGACAGGCACUGCAUUACGAUGGGCUGCGCUCUGCAUACUGACAUUUGCUCUCAUGUCCCCCCUGGGCCUCAUCCUAGGGCUGGCUGUGGCUGGAGGAGACUCUGAAGAGGGAAACUUAGCCCAGGCUGUGUUAGGGGGGGUGUCAGUUGGGACCUUCCUGUAUGUCACCUUCCUAGAAAUUCUGCCCAAGGAGCUAUCUGGUUCUGAGUCCCCUUUGGUCAUGUGGUGCUGUGUAGUCGGUGGUUUUACCUUCAUGGCCUUUAUUGCCUUGUGGGCCUGA
Messenger RNA from Molossus molossus (Pallas's mastiff bat), 930 nucleotides. RefSeq names its product zinc transporter ZIP2-like. Gene Ontology annotation, cellular component: plasma membrane. The transcript has 4 exons. Gene Ontology annotation, biological process: zinc ion transmembrane transport. Bases 1 to 930 code for a protein of 309 amino acids. Gene Ontology annotation, molecular function: zinc ion transmembrane transporter activity. The record is from RefSeq and is a predicted model, not a curated record. NCBI's taxonomy places the organism in Eukaryota, Metazoa, Chordata, Mammalia, Chiroptera, Molossidae.